AUGGCCAUGCGUCGCCUCCAGGACCACCCCAACAUCCUCAAAAUCCUCGAGGUCAUGGCCACCAAGAUCAAGAUCUAUCUUGUCGUGGAGCUCGCCACGAGCAGUGAGCUGUUCUCCAAGAUCUCGUGCCGUGGCAAGCUAGCUGAGCCGUCGGCACAGCGGUACUUCCAGCAGCUGGUAUCGGCGCUGCAUUUUUGCCACCAAAACAGUGUCACCCACCGCGACGUGAAGCCUCAGAACCUCCCGGUUCAAUUUGAAGAUGUUGUCUCGUCUUCAUGGGGUCAGUUUGAUUUCAUAAGUGGUGAUUUUAGAAACAACACUGAACAGAGAAACGGUUUACUGCUGAGCGCUGAGCAGCCGUUGUUGACUGCUCGGCAUGGACUUCAACAGAAAAUCCUGCUUCUUCUACAUAGUGAUAAGGACUUCUCUGGUGAUGGGGGGUUCCAAACUUCCAUCUUUGCAUUUCUUGGUGUUUUGUCUCUUAUACUACUUCUGGUUCAUGCCCAGAAUCAAUCAGACUUCAUAAGCAUAGAUUGUGGGUUGCCAGCAAACUCAACAUAUAAGGAUGUGAAAACAAGCAUAGAUUACAUCUCUGACGCUAACUACAUAGACACUGGUAUUAGUAGGAACAUAGAAUCUGAAUUGCAAGGUACCCUUCAACAGCAGGUAUGGAAUGUCAGAAGCUUUCCUCAAGGAGUCCGGAACUGUUACACCAUAAACAUCACAAGAGGCACUAUAUAUUUGAUACGAGGAACCUUCUUGCAUGGGACUUACGAUGGAGAAGGUAAUAAUUUACCAGAAUUCGAUCUGUAUCUCGGGACCAACAUGUGGGAUACAGUCAAGGUGGAGAAUUCAUCCUAUAGUAUUAUCAAGGAGCUCAUACAUGUCGCAUCUCGAAACUAUAUACACGUCUGUCUAGUAAACACCGGCCUCGGGACACCAUUUAUAUCAGCACUCGAGUUCAGGCCAUUAAACAACAACUCGUACGAGACCAAACAUGGACCAUUGGCACUAUUUUUGCGCGCAGAUACUGGUUCAACUAGCGAUUACGAAUACCGGUACCCAGACGAUGUCCAUGAUCGCAUCUGGACGCCCUAUAACCGCAUUGAAUGGAAAGGCUUGAGCACAGAUCAUCCUAAAAUUCCUGAUUCCCUAAAUGAUUACGAGCCACCAUCUGUUGUCAUGAAAACUGCAGCCACCCCAAUAAAUGAGAGCGCUCCCAUGGAAUUUAAUUGGGAAGCAGACAAUCCGAAUACCCAAUUCUAUAUCCACCUGGACUUCGCUGAAGUCGUAAAGCUAGAACCCAACCAGUCCAGAUCAUUCAACAUUACUCUGAAUGGGGAAUACUGGUAUGGACCUCUUGUUCCUGAAUACCUGUAUGCAUAUACUCUUUACGGUAUUACGUCGCCCGAGAGUAAUGGAAGUAGUACGUAUAAUUUCUCGAUGUUCAAAGCGGAAAAUUCUACACUUCCACCCUUCCUCAACGCAGUUGAGAUAUAUUCUGUGAAAGAUUUCUUGCAAUCAGAAACAGACCUAGAGGAUGUUGAUGCCAUCAGAAGGAUCAAAUCAACAUAUGGAAUAAAGAGAAAUUGGCAAGGAGAUCCAUGUGCCCCGAAAAACUACUCGUGGGAAGGUCUAGAUUGUAGCUAUGAUGGUGAUAAUGCCCCCAGAAUCACAUCCUUGAACUUGUCCUCAAGUGGAUUGACCGGAGAGAUAUCUGAUCAUAUAUCAAAUCUCCUAAUGUUACAAUCUUUGGUUCUAUCAAACAAUAGCUUGACAGGACCAGUGCAUGAUUUUCUGUCUAAAUUACCAAACUUGAGGGUCUUAAACUUAGAACGAAACAAGCUCACUGGUUUAGUUCCACUUGAUCUAAUUGAAAGAGGGGAGAGUGGUUCACUAACGUUAAGCGUGGAAGAAAAUCCAGAUCUAUGUGGGUCCCGUUAUUGCAAAACGAAGAAAAACAACAUUAUGAUUCCAUUAAUAGUAGCAUCAAUCGUCGGUGGAUUGCUUAUCAUCACAUUGAUUGUCAUCAUGGCUGUCUUUUGGGGAUUAGAAGGAGAACAAAACAGGGUACAUGCUGAAUCGAAGACGCAGAAUGUGUCAUUGGAGUCUAUACAACGUCAAUUUACAUACUCGCAACUACUAAGAAUGACCAAAAACUUUGAGAGAAUUCUUGGAAAGGGUGGAUUCGGAACAGUUUAUCACGGCUACAUAGAUGACACCCAAGUUGCAGUGAAGAUGCUCUCUCGUUCAUCAGUUCAAGGGUAUCUGCAAUUUCAAUCAGAGGUUAGACUUCUUACGAGAGUUCAUCAUCGAAACUUGACUACCCUUUUUGGCUACUGCUUUGAAGGAACAAACAUGGGGCUCAUUUUUGAGUACAUGGCCAACGGAGACUUGGAAGCACAACUUUCAGAUGGGAACGCAAAGACCUUGACUUGGGAAGAUAGACUUCGAAUAGCGACGGAGACUGCACAAGGAUUGGAGUAUCUGCACUGUGGUUGUAAGCCACCUAUAGUCCACAGAGACGUGAAGACUACAAACAUAUUGCUGAACGAAAAUAUGCAGGCAAAACUAGCUGAUUUUGGGCUCUCCAAGAUUUUCCCUACUGAUGGUGACACUCAUGUUUCUACAGUUGUUGCUGGCACCCCUGGCUACCUUGACCCCGAGUACCACAUAACAAACAGGUUAACUGAGAAAAGUGAUGUUUAUAGCUUUGGAGUAGUUCUGCUGAAGAUAAUCACGGGUCGACCCGCUAUAGAAAGAUCUGAGGCAAGAACUCACGUUAGUCAAUUCGUGAGGUCCAUGCUUGCCAAGGGGGACAUAAAAAAUAUAGUUGAUCCCAGGUUGCAUGGAAACUUCGACAGUAACUCUGUUUGGAAAGCCAUUGAAAUAGCAAUUGGUUGUGUUUCUCCAACUGCUGUGGAAAGGCCAACCAUGAGCCAGGUAGUGGCGGACCUAAAGGAGUGUAUGGCAACUGAAUUAGCUCGGGCGAACGAGGGAAAUUCUAGAGAAUCCAAGAAUAUGGUUAACAUGGAUCUGUCUAGUGCACUCAAGUCGUUGGCAAGGUAAACGUAUGUACGUACAGAUUGAAACUAAUCAUAUACAUGGUGUAUCGAAUCCAGAACAUGAUUUUCUCAUGCUUUACGGCCCGUAUCUUUCUAUCGAUGAAUAAUAUUGUUUCUGAU
Molecule: messenger RNA, 3185 nt
Organism: Juglans microcarpa x Juglans regia
Lineage: Eukaryota; Viridiplantae; Streptophyta; Magnoliopsida; Fagales; Juglandaceae
Product: LRR receptor-like serine/threonine-protein kinase IOS1
Exons: 15
Coding region: 1-3069 (1022 amino acids)
Biological process (GO): protein phosphorylation
Molecular function (GO): ATP binding; protein kinase activity; protein binding
Source: RefSeq, a predicted model, not a curated record